CAUCGUUUGACAGUUGAAGGGUUUUCGAGUUGUCAUAUUUUUGUUUACCUCUUGCUCUGUGUUUUUCCUUCAAUUUUACCCUAAAAAAUGGCAAAUUUAGAGACUUCAGUUGUGUGGAAACACUUUGUGAGAGACUCUCGUGAGACGGCUACGUGCAAGUUGUGCAAGAAAGAGUUAAAAUGCAAAGGAUCUUCCACAACAGGACUUCGACGGCAUCUCUUGAGUAUUCACAAUUUCAACCAUAAAAGUAUGAAGAUUGAGCCGGGUUCGGAAAGCCCAUCAAAUGUCGAGGAAAAUAAGAAACUUGUUGCUUCAACAACAAAUAUAUUAAAUAAUAAAAUUGCUCGUGAACGAGUGAUUUCUACCGAGUCAUUCAACUUUUCAAUACAAGAACAAUAUCCACUCGAUACUCUACAAUCGCCAGACAAAGAAGAUAAAAGUAAACGAGAUGUUUUAGUAAAACUUAUUGAUACGCAUAAGGAAAAGGAUGAAGACGCUUUGUUCUUUGAAAGUUUUCUACCCACAAUUAGACGUUUGACUCUUCAAGAAAAAAUGCAAUUUAAGAUGGAAUUUCAGCAUCUUCUCUACAAGUAUAUAUUCAAAGAGGAGCAUGAUAUAAUGUAAAAGUGUAUUACAGUGUAAGCUAAACUAUCAAUAUAUAAUGUGAAAUAGAGUAUCAUGCAAAUUC
Molecule: messenger RNA, 688 nt
Organism: Phlebotomus papatasi
Lineage: Eukaryota; Metazoa; Arthropoda; Insecta; Diptera; Psychodidae
Product: zinc finger BED domain-containing protein 3-like
Exons: 2
Coding region: 88-624 (178 amino acids)
Molecular function (GO): DNA binding
Source: RefSeq, a predicted model, not a curated record